AUGGCUAUUGCAGGCCUACUCGCGUUCUUCUCCUUGGUCCUUAGGACCAAUGCCUUCGGAUGGGAGAUUCCAGUACCGAACACCUUCCCCAACAUUUCUUCGUGUGUCAACGAGCCUCUCUUCUACUCUUGCGAGAAUACGUCGGUCGUCAUGAACACUUGCUGUUCCCCUAGUCCUGGAGGUCAAGUCCUGCAGACUCAAUUUUGGGACACGUACACUGGGCUGGAAAGCGAGGGACAACUGUUGCCCAAGGACAGUUGGACAAUCCACGGCUUGUGGCCGGACAAUUGCGAUGGAACGUACGGCCAGUACUGCGAUUUCUCACGACAGUAUGACCCUGACCCAUCGCCUGCCAUCUUGCCUGAUGGCACUCCCGUACCGCCGUAUCAUGGCAUCUCCGUCGAGAACUUCGUUCUUGAAUUUGGACGGCUUGAUCUUCUUGACUACAUGAACAAGUACUGGAUUAACCAAGGCGCACCGAACCGUGACUUCUGGGCGCAUGAGUUCUCGAAGCAUGCGACAUGCACCUCGACGUACGACGUGGCGUGUUAUGGCCCCGACUAUAAGGAGCACCAGGACGUUAUUGACUUCUACUUGUCUGUCGUGCGCGCGUUCCAGAAGUAUCCUACAUGGGAGAUCCUUGCAGCCUCCGGCAUAUAUCCCUCAAAUACUACCACGUACACCUUGAGCCAAAUACAAGCGGCCCUCAAAGCGCAGACAGGAGCGGUACCAUAUCUAGGGUGUGGAGGUGAGAACAACACGAUUUUAGAGGAGGUUUGGUACUACAACCAUGUUCUCGGAACGGAGCAAUUCGGUCAGUUCAAGAGCAUUGAUGCUGAUGAGGAAUCGUCUUGCAACUCCACUGGCAUCUGGUACUACAAGCGAACGCCUACCUCAGAGCGAGAUGUUAGGACUAUGCCGUGCUCGUUCUUCUGA
Laetiporus sulphureus 93-53 is the source of this 936-nucleotide messenger RNA. RefSeq names its product ribonuclease T2. NCBI's taxonomy places the organism in Eukaryota, Fungi, Basidiomycota, Agaricomycetes, Polyporales, Laetiporaceae. Gene Ontology annotation, cellular component: extracellular region. Gene Ontology annotation, molecular function: RNA binding; ribonuclease T2 activity. The transcript has 6 exons. The coding region runs from base 1 to 936 and encodes 311 amino acids. Gene Ontology annotation, biological process: RNA catabolic process. The record is from RefSeq and is a predicted model, not a curated record.